AUGUCGACACACACUUUUGUACAGAUUCUAUUAGCCAUUUUAUUCCCUCCUCUUGGUGUUAUUCUCAAGUUUGGCAUCAAGGUGGAAUUCUGGAUAUGCUUGCUUCUAACCUUUUUUGGGUGGAUCCCUGGAAUUAUUUAUGCUGUCUAUGUAAUCGUCAAGUGA
Messenger RNA from Lactuca sativa (garden lettuce), 165 nucleotides. RefSeq names its product hydrophobic protein RCI2B-like. The record is from RefSeq and is a predicted model, not a curated record. Lineage: Eukaryota; Viridiplantae; Streptophyta; Magnoliopsida; Asterales; Asteraceae. Gene Ontology annotation, cellular component: membrane.